This is a messenger RNA of Bactrocera oleae (olive fruit fly), 1028 nucleotides long. RefSeq names its product glutathione S-transferase 1-1. The record is from RefSeq and is a predicted model, not a curated record. Gene Ontology annotation, biological process: glutathione metabolic process. NCBI's taxonomy places the organism in Eukaryota, Metazoa, Arthropoda, Insecta, Diptera, Tephritidae. Gene Ontology annotation, molecular function: glutathione transferase activity.
AAUAAAAGGUAGAUACACGUUAGCGUGUAUUGCUUCACCGAAGAAACAAAAUGUUUUUACCUUUUCAUCGAAAAUAACUUAAAUAGACACACAGUCAUGAGCAAGAAUUCAGUCGAGCGUUGUUGAACAGCUGUGAAGUUGCUUUUACGAAUAUAAGCGCUUUUUACGGAGGAGUGCUAAUAAGUAAAAAAGUAAAAAAUAAAAAUAAUUUCCAAACAGCAUGGAUUUCUAUUAUUCGCCUGGUUCUCCGCCCUGUCGUGCCGUGCUUCUAACUGCUAAGUGUGUCGGCAUUGAGUUAAACAAGAAACUUCUUGAUAUGCGCGCUGGUGAGCACCUAAAGCCCGAGUUCCUGAAGAUCAACCCACAACACACGAUCCCCACAUUGGUCGACAAUGACUUCGCGCUCUGGGAAUCACGCGCCAUCAUGAUUUACCUAGUGGAGCAAUAUGCCAAAACCGACUCUCUCUACUCCAAGUGCCCCGAAACGCGUGCGCUCAUCAAUCAGCGUUUGUAUUUCGACAUGAAUCUCUAUUUAACAUUCGGCAAGUACUGUUAUAAACCUGCAAUGACCAAGACCCCAUUCGAUCCAGAACAGCGCAAGCAGUUGGAAACACAGUUGGAAUUAUUCAACACCUUGUUGGCAGGGAACAACUUUGUCAUUGGCGAGUCGCUGACUUUGGCUGAUUUGGCACUUGUGGCCACAAUUAGCACCAUAGACGUGGCCCAAAUCCUAAGAGGCUUCAACGUCGAUGUAAGAAAGUAUGCAAACAUCCACAAGUGGUAUGAGAACAUGCGGGCGGUCACGCCUGGCUUCAAAGAGAAUCACGAAGGUUGCUUGGAGAUGAAGAAAUUCUUGGAGGACAAAUAAAUAUCUAUAUGUGUGUAUGUAUGUAUUUAUAUGUACGGUAUGCAUUUUAUUUUUUACAACUUUUAUAAAGUUCCGCAGUAUUGCUCAAAUAUAUACAUAUUUAUACAUAUAAAUAAAUCUGUAUAUUCAUAUGUAAGUUAAGCGAAUGAAUGAAAAAACC